Andrographis paniculata is the source of this 3058-nucleotide messenger RNA. Its product is annotated as glutamate receptor 2.7-like. Gene Ontology annotation, cellular component: plasma membrane. Lineage: Eukaryota; Viridiplantae; Streptophyta; Magnoliopsida; Lamiales; Acanthaceae. Gene Ontology annotation, molecular function: signaling receptor activity; ligand-gated monoatomic ion channel activity. The coding region runs from base 662 to 2890 and encodes 742 amino acids. The record is from RefSeq and is a predicted model, not a curated record. The transcript has 5 exons.
UGUUGCUUUACAACUGAUAUAAGAGAGAAGAAAAGUAUGGCUUUGAUCCUCGCAGCUGAGGCAAGAGUUUCUGCAACGGCUGCACGCAAGGUGUUUGUUGAAAUGCCUCAACAAGAAAAUGGAAUUUUUUUGGCUCAUUCAGUUGAAGAGAGUUGUGAAGGGACAGAACGAGAGAAAUUAGGGACAAAGGUUUAUCAGAAAGAUGUGGAAAUAUAUAUGUAUUACAUUAGAUUGAAUUUUCCAUUUGAUAGCUAGAGAAAAUGGAGAUGAAGAUGGCUGAGAAGAGCAUUGAAAUUUUGGUCUUGAAGGAGACAAGAAAACAUUUUUGUUGAAUGUGUUCUUUAAGGUUACAUAAAGGCUAUGUAGGAAUCGAAUUACCGAAAGUUUCGAAACAGAAUCCUCGAUUCUUUCGAAAUGGAAUCAUCAUUUAAUACGUUGAGUUUUGGAGUCAGCCAAGCGUGGAGAAGUAGUCGGCGUAAUUCAGCCUCUAGAAUCGUCGCAAGCAGAAGCAUUUGCCGCAGCCGUGGGGAAAAGCCUUCGCGUGCCGAUAAUUUCCUUCACUGCACGAAGCUCGGCUCCAUCAGAUGCUCGAAACAGCUACCUUGUUAGGACAACAUUGGAUGACGCCGUACAAGCGCAAGCGCUCGCGGAUAUUUGCAAAAUGUUCGAAUGGAAGAAAGUUAUACUUUUGUACGAAGACGCCGGAAGUGGAACCCAAUUUCUUUCUCGGACAAUUAAGUCGUUCCAAGAUGUCGAUAUCCGAUUGGAGCGAAUGAAUUCGAUCCCAACAGCAGCAGAGGAUCGCGAUAUCUUGAAAAAGCUCGACGAUUUGAAGAAGGAAGAAACGAAGGUUUUCGUCGUCCACAUGAGUCCUGCGUUGGGCUUUCGAUUCUUCAAGCUUGCGGAUGCUUCUGGAAUGAUGAGCAAAGAUUACGCGUGGAUCAUCACCGAUAGCUUAUCAAUUCUCCUGAAUUCGUCGAAUUUUAACGUCGAUGGUUCCAUGGAUGGAGUUCUUGGGAUAAGACCUUACGCUUUUGCCGCGAAACGUUUCGAACAAAGAUGGAAGAGGAUCAUGCUCGGGGAAUUGAUGAAUUCUUCGAUUAUGAAGGUGAAUAUCUACGGUUUAUGGGCAUACGAUGCCGUAACGUCGUUAGCAAUAGCCGUGGAAGAAAUUGGCUCGACGAACUCCAGCUCGUCGUAUGGUCCAAGGCUUCUCCGGAAGCUUCUAAGAACAAAACUCAAAGGCUUAACCGGGAAUUUCCAACUCGUCGACGGAAAAUUGAAGCCGUCGCUGUAUGAGAUUUUCAAUAUCGUCGGAACGGGAGAGAAGCGAUUGGGAUUUUGGACACCAAAGAGACGAAUCGUAAGCGAUUUACGAGGCUCCGGUGCUUCAACAGACGGACUUCGAAAGAUUGUGUGGCCCGGAGAUUCAGUAAUCGCACCGAAGGGUUCGAGAAUCCCGGCAAACGGAAUAUUACGUGUCGGAAUUCCAUGUAAGCCCGGAUUCAAAGAGUUCGUCGACUUGCCAUUCGAUGAUCCCGAACAUAACUGCAAAAACGCAACUGGAUUCGCUAUGGAUAUCUUCCGGGAAACAUUAAAGGUACUACCUUUCCCGGUGAACCCCGAAUGCUAUUGCUAUCACGUUAAUAGAUCGACGGGCAAGACUUACGACGACAUGCUUCGUAGAAUUCCUCAGGACUACGAUAUCGUCGUAGGAGAGACUACGAUCUGGUCUCCGCGGACAGAAUUUGUCGACUUUUCACUACCAUAUUCCGAAACCGGAGUUGUUCUUGUUGUUCGAAACCGGAGGCCACUCGAUAUAUGGAUUUUCAUCAAGCCAUUGAGAUGGGAUCUUUGGCUCGCGAUUAUCGUCGCCUGCGUUUACAUGGGAGUUGCGUUGCAUAUUUUGGAACGACGAGCGAUUGUUACGGAUGAGCAAGCGACUAGACCUCGACCCGGGUUGAUCAAUUGGUCUCCGAUCGCAAUUCUUGCUUUCCCCGAAAGGAAUCUUGUGUCGAACAAGUGGUCGGUUUUCACGUUGGUUUGUUGGAUUUUCAUGGCGUACAUACUUAUGCAGAGCUUUACAGCGAGUUUGUCCGCGAUUCUAACGGUCGAUCAGUUGAAAUUCGCGUUCUCGGAGAAUUACUACAUCGGCUACCACGACGGCUCCUUCUUGGAGAGCUUCUUGAAGGAUCAGCUGCAUAUAAACGGAACACGGCUCAAGUCGUUAGGUUCGCUCGAAGAAUUCGACGAUGCGAUGAUGAAAGGAAGCAAAAACGGCGGCGUGGAUGCUAUAAUCGACGUUGUUCCUUACAUGAAGCUCUUCCUUAACAAAUACGAGCCCCGGUACAAGAAAGUCGGGCCGACCUAUCGAACCAACGGUUUCGGAUUUGCUUUCGAGAAGGGAUCUCCGCUCGUACAACACUUCUCGCGGGCUAUACUGAAUGUUACGCAAGGUUCGACGAUGAACAAUCUCGAGCAAAAGAAUUUCGGGCCGGGAUAUUCUUCGCAAGAUCCAAUGUCGUCCGAGUUCUCGCAAGGGAACUCGGAGCUUACGCUUCGAGAUUUCGCAGGAUUAUUUCUUAUCGUAGGAUCACUUACUCUGCUAGCCCUGUUCUGCUCGGAGACGUCGAUCGGACAGAAAAUGAGCGGCGCAGUCGAACGUCUGAUCGCAAAUAACUGUACAUGUUCGACCGUGCAAGUACAUUCCACGGUGGAAAUUAGCGUCACCGGAGAUACAAAUCACGGUGAAGGGGACAAUAGCUGCGAAUCAGACAACCCCUUCGACACGUCUCAACACAACCACGACGAAAUCGAAACACCGGCGGCGACAACCAACGAGGUUGUUAUAGUUGCUUUAGAAGUCGAAAAUGGCAACAAUGCAGUCUAGUUUGUACAUUAUCAACACUCAUGUUACAAUCCAAAGCCUGUUAUACGAUGUCCGAUUCUUGCAAAGAAUAAUUCAGCACAGUAUGUACAACGAGUGGGUUGAACGCUAGUCAGCUCGGACCAUAACGGAUUGGUGCGGGACUCUCUUGAUUUCGACAAACGCCGAGAA